CUAAAAUUCAUAUAUUAGCAGGAACACUUCAAAACAUUUACAAAAAAUAAUAAACAAUAGCAAUUUAUUUACUUAUUUAUUUUAUUUUUUUUAUAAAGAAACAUCUUUCUUAAAAUUCAACUACUAUCUACCUACUUGUUUAUCAAUCUUAUUUACAAGUGUUUCUUUCAAUCUCACCUUUUUUGGAUUUGAGAUUGAGAAAUCGAUCCGAAAUCUGGGAGAACAAAUUUUCGAUCCAGAGAAAAAGGAGGAAAUCCAAGGAAUUCUUGGAUCUUUUUGAAGUUUUCAAAACUAACCAUUAGAUUCAAAUGCAAAUCAAUCCCCAGAUCAGAAUACAGAAAUUUUAGAUCAAUGGAGAAAGACAGGCCAUUGAAGCUUGACGACGAGCAAAUCGCCGAGCUUCGGGAGAUAUUCCGAUCAUUUGACCGGAACAACGACGGUAGUCUAACGCAGCUGGAGCUGGGAUCGCUUCUCCGGUCACUGGGCCUAAAGCCGAGCCCAGAUCAGCUAGAGGAGUUGAUCCAAAAGGCUGACACGAACAGCAAUGGGUUAAUUGAGUUCUCUGAAUUCGUCGGCCUGGUUUCGCCGGAGAUUCUCUCCUCUAAAUCUCCUUACACGGAGGACCAGCUUCAGCAGCUGUUUAAGAUGUUCGACAGAGACGGAAACGGGUUCAUCACGGCGGCCGAGUUGGCUCACUCCAUGGCCAAGCUUGGCCAUGCUCUUACAGCAGAGGAGCUUACAGGGAUGAUCAAAGAGGCUGAUACUGAUGGAGAUGGAAGAAUCAGUUUUCCUGAAUUUUCUCAGGCUAUUACUUCUGCAGCUUUUGAUAAUUCAUGGGCAUGACUUGUUCUUCAAUCAAGUUUUCUGAUCAUUUUAAUUUUAUUUAUUUUUGUUUCCCUUUCUAAAUUAAGGUAUGUAUUCUUGUGCUCUGUUUCUUAAAUUCUUUUACUCACUUUCUGCUUGGAUUAUUUUGAGGUUAUGAAUUUUGAUUUUGUGGUUCUCUUUUUUAAUGCUUUGGAAGACUAUAUUUUCCUUAUUCUUUGAACUAAUUUAAAAGUUUUGUGAAA
Molecule: messenger RNA, 1067 nt
Organism: Cannabis sativa
Lineage: Eukaryota; Viridiplantae; Streptophyta; Magnoliopsida; Rosales; Cannabaceae
Product: probable calcium-binding protein CML18
Exons: 2
Coding region: 352-843 (163 amino acids)
Molecular function (GO): calcium ion binding; enzyme regulator activity
Source: RefSeq, a predicted model, not a curated record